Messenger RNA from Ceutorhynchus assimilis (cabbage seed weevil), 5157 nucleotides. NCBI's taxonomy places the organism in Eukaryota, Metazoa, Arthropoda, Insecta, Coleoptera, Curculionidae. The record is from the annotation of a GenBank genome assembly.
UAUAUUUUUAUAAAAACCCUGAACCUAAUAAUUUAAUUUCCAAUUAUUAUAAAUCGGAUUAAAAUAAUGAAUAGAUGUAAAAUCCCAACUCUCAAAGUAUUACAGUGCCAUACAAACUAAGUUUUCAAUGCGUUCAUCUGUAAGUUACAUUUUAUCAACAAGCACCACUGAGCCAAACAUGUCUCACCCAGAUUACGAACAAAUUUCUCACGACCACGCAGCCCUGCUAAUAUUAGUCAAGCACAUAGGGUCUCAAUUGAGACCUAAAACCUUUACAAAAUUCUAUGAUCGAAUUGCCAAGUUAAACCAGGUAAAAAUAACAGAUUCGUCUGGUCAAGUACGUACAAUUUUCGUGCGGUAUAUUAAAGAGCACCCGGUCGAAAAUAACGAUUGGGGAGAUUUUCAGACUCACAGAAGACUUAUUGGUUUAGUGUCUUUAGGGAAAUAUGAUUCGCAAACUGAAUUAAAUGAAGUUUGUAGAGUUCACGAGAGUUUGAAAGUGAAAUAUAAUGCUACUCUGUACGAUUCGAGAUCUAUUUUGUUCGGUCCUACUAAGGACGUUGAUUCGCCAGUAACUGAUAAAUCUAGCGGUUCUGAUUGCAGUGAAACUAAACAAGAAUCUAAUAUUGAAAAGUACACAACUCCAAGUAAUUUUAAAACUAGAGCCCUAUUUUACGAUGAAACUUCUGCUUGUGUUGAUUUAGAAAAUCAAAUUGUUGAGUUUAUCAAUUCAUUGUUUUGGGUGUUGGAGUCUAAGAGACUUGAAAGGUCCAGAGAAAAAUUAGAACGAGUUUCUUUGCUUUUUGCACCAUUUGAGAAAAAGGAUUUUGUUGGUUUAGAUAUGGAAUCUCGUCAAAAUAAAAAAAGGUGUACUGGUAGGAUGACCAAGCAUUUAGGCGAUUUGUGUUUGCAAGCUGGUUUAGUAUCUGAAAGCAUACAAUAUUACACUAAUGCCGCUGAAACUUUAAAAAGCGUCAACGAUUGGUUAUGGCUGGGAGCUGCCUAUGAAGGCCUUAGCACAGCUUCAGCUUUAGUCUUAUAUCCAAACAUGCAAAGAAGCGAAGGAUUUCAAAGAUUUGGCAGUUUACCAGAAGGCUCUCCAAAAAAAGCUAAUCAAGAACCAGCUUCCAGUACACCGACAACUAAAAAACCUAUUGCAAACUUACUCAACCCGGACGAUAUAUCAAAGCGAUACAGAGAAGCCAUCAUACACUAUAGUAAAUAUCAAAAUGCAGGAAUCGUGGAAACUGAAGCUAGCUUUAAGGCUGCAAGAAUAGCUGUCGAACAGAAUCAUGCUUUGCAAGCCGCUAGUUUUUUACAGAAUGUUGUUUAUAUUAAUUUAGCUCUGUCGGAGCAGGAAAAAAUUCAACGAUUUGAAACUUUAGCCCAUCUUUAUACACAAAUUGGGUUUAAUAGGAAGGCUGCUUUUUGCUUGAGACUUGCAGCAACAAGGUAUGUUUCUCCUCAAAAUCCAAAUCCCAAUUGGAACAAGUGUUAUUCUUUGAUGCUCCAGAGUUUAUCGGGCCAUAAGCUAAUACUAGAUCCAAUUGAAAUGCUUGAGGCAGAUCAAGGAUGGCCUACUUUGCAAAUCCAGAUUUUACAGGAUUUAAUAGUUGCUGCUAAAAGAGCCAAUCAUUCCGCUUUAGCUACACGGCACAUGACAUUCCUACUACAAACGAUGUGGUCGCAUUUAAACCAAACUGAACAAAAAGAGUUGGCGAUUCAGCUUCAAAGCUUAUCUGUACAAUGUGAAGGUUCCCCAGUACCUCUAGUCCUAGAAUCUGGUAUUGUGGUGCCUCCUGCUAAUUUAACAGACAUUCCAGUAUGCCUAGGGUUCGUUUUAAAAGACCUGAAGCCACAUUUGCGACCUAGACUGAUCGAGCAGGAAAAAGAAGACAUGGGUCCUUUUUUGUUCACCCCAAUACAUUUUGGUAGCUUGGACAGAAACAAGGACAAAGGUGAUCCAAAAAUGGAGUUUUUGUGGGUUGAAAACGAAGCUUGCGAGGUUUCUUUGAAACUGUCCAAUCCGCUAUCUUUCGAGUUGAAAGUUUCCAAUAUGAGAUUGUUAACUUCUGGAGUGGUUUUCGAGUCAGCUCCCGAAACAGUUACCUUGCCUCCUGAUAUGGUGACGUCGCUUUCAUUGACUGGAUGGGCUCGGGAAAGUGGAGAAUUAGAAAUCACUGGUUACAGUACACACGCUCUAGGUGUAAAGUCAAAUUGCAGGCUCAAAUACAUGACCAAUCAUUUCCCACCUCAAUUCAAAGUUGAUGUUAUUCCAAGUCUUCCAAUAUUGCAAGUCUCAACAUCCUUGCCCCAAAGCGCCUCAUUUUCCAAUUUCCACGACGAUAGCAUCGUAACUUCAGCAGGGCUGAGUUUGUAUCACGGAGAAAGUGCUCAGUGUGUUAUUACUCUAACCAACACCAGUGACAUUCCAAUUGAAAUGCUCGAAGUUACUGUUAAUAGUAUUUUAGAGCCGCAAUUGCAAAAUGAAAUAUUUCAAGUUGAUUUAGAGCAAGUUAGUUUGAUUUUGCCGUUGCAGCCUGAACAAACUGCAUCGUUUGAUGUUAAGAUUUUUGCUUCAGCUAAUUUUUUAGCACCAAACUCUGCAGUAUCACCCAGCAUUCCUCAAGACUUAAACAGCGGAAUGUUUAGCAGCCUGUCAACAUCUUUACCAGGAAAUUCUUCAUUUUCCAGACACAAUUCCAGUUUCCGGUCUUCAAAUUCGGGGCAAUCUAGUUUGGCAGGAGGCCUGACAGCCCUGUUCCAGCAGCCUCUCUCAACAGCGGCUGUGGAAGCUCAACUAAAAAUUCGAUACAGUGGUGGUGCUGGACUACAGUCCGGCCAUUGCAGGACCAGUACUGUAUUUUUCAAUGUGGAACUUAUGCCUUCUCUGCAUAUAACGAAUUGGGACGUUUUGCCUGCAGAAAAGAACACCCAAUUCUAUCUUGUAUUGGACAUUGCCAAUUUAACAACGCAAGAAAUGGAAUUGGAAUAUACUGCUUCAAAGCAUAUGCUUAUUGAAGGCCAGGAAAGCUGUAGAGUACCAGUGCCAGUAGAUAGGUGCCCCCUUUCCAAAUUAUCUGAUUUUUAUGAAGAAGCUGACCAAUCCAAACACUUGACUGACAUCAACCGAAUUUGUUCGGAACACAUUUCAGAAUUGGUAAAAUUGAAGUGGCUGUUGAAUGCCACAGAUUCAAAGGGUGUGGCGUCACUUAAAGGAAUUAAUUUGAACACUCGGAUGCUGGAUAUGGUUAGGAUGUCACCUUUAGAAUGGGAAGUAAAGAUUAAUGGAGAUAAGUUUAAUGCCCAAGAGGACUUGUCUUGUGACGCAGGCGACUGUAUGGAAUUACAAAUGUCUAUUGCCAACAGCCUGGAAACAGCUCUCAAAGAACUCACACUGUCAAUACAGUUUUAUCAAGACUAUAAUAAUGGCACAUUGAAUUAUAGAAUGGAUACUAGAUUAGCUAUUUCAGGAGCUUCAAAGAAGAUUUUGUCCUCUCUCGAGCCAAAAAAUGCUGCCAAUCACCGAUGCAAUGUGGUGUUUUUCGCUCCGGGGCUUUACAAGUUGGACAUUCAAUGUUAUACACCAGAUGGUGGCUCCACGAAUACUGCUCCUUUAGUUAGUACAGGGCAUGUUUGGAGAUUUACCCCACCUAUUUCAAUACAAGUUAAAUAAUCAGAUUGAAUGUAUGGCCAAUAAUCCUAGAGCUGGAAAAGUUACAGUUUUAAUCACUGAAAUAGCUUUCUAAAUCUUAGCAUCGCUACAGCUACAACAACUAUCGGAAUAAUCAGAUGACAAAUGGGCACAACAGUUGCCUCUGAAAGAAGAACAUCUCUUUCGGGCUACGGAUUUUCUAGUUUGUCAGAAGAUCUUCUUCACUAUUUUUUUCCUGGAACUGACCACCUCUAAGGUACACAUGGUUUGGAAGGUCCAGAAUCAUCAUGCAGAUUGUCACAAAUUUGAGCAAACCGUAAUUUCUUAAAAUCCAUAGCCUUUUAAAUUUAAUACCCCUGAACUGACUUACCGACAGUGAAAUUCGAAUAUUCUAGAAGCCUUAAACAUCAUUGGGAUGUGAUAGAUCUUAGGAUGCUAUAUUCCAUUUUUCAUACUAAAUAAGGUUGUUGUGAUUUGUGAAAAUACUAGUAAACAAUUUUUGAUUAAUAAUAAAAGAAUUGAUAAUCUGAUUAUUGUUCCAUAUAGCAACUGAAAGUAAAUAAUAAUUUGUUCACUUAUAAUUUUAAGACUAAUCCUCCUGAACGAUAAUAGAAUAGAGUCUAGUAAUGCUACAAAGGAAAUCUGGAAAGUUGUAAAUGAACUUAGGAGAGGUAAAAUCAAAGAAACAAACUUUGCUGCCAAAGAAGGUUGACUGCAGGGACCACUUUCUCAUGAUUUGCUCACACUCAACCUUUCUUUGAGUCUACCUUUGGAGAUAUGAAAAAAUUUAUUUGAUUCCUGAACUGGCACUCCAGGCGUUGGCAUAGGAGGAAAUUAGUCCAAUAGCCCUUCGUUGCCUGAACGUUAUUGAAAAUUUUAGUAGAUCCACAAAAAUUCACUUUACACCUUUAUUGGACUGACUUUGUAAAAAUUUACUGAUCACUUAUGGCCUUAUACUUAUUUAAUUACGCGAUAUUUCUUUAAAUAAAAUUCUUUACUCCAAUACAAUAGAAUUCCUGAAAACUUGUCCCAAGCGUGAACAUGUUUUGCUUAUAUAAAAAACGAUGGAAUUCUUUGAAUAGAUGUAAACAACUGGAUUCAGGGGUCUUGAUGGAAUUUCGUAGAGAAAAUUCUCUGAAGAAACAGAAACGAAUGACUUUAUUUUUGCCUGUUUAUGAAUAGCACGUUUAUUAUACUAUAUUUUUAUUUUAUUAAAGAAAGUUUAUUUUAUUUUGAUAUUUGUUGUAGUACAGCUGUACAGCACUAUUUGCAAAUUAUCCACAUCUGUCGGUGCUGCAGUAAAUUCUAUGUUGAUUCUCAUCUGAAAGUUUUACAGUAGGAGAACAAAAUUCCCGCCAUUCCCAGAGCAACUGCAUGAGCUUCUAUAAUGGUCAAACCUACACGUUUUCUGUAUAGUUUCCGCUAAUAUCCUAGAAACCACCAACUACAAUUGCCAUCCUACUUGAGCACUUCAUAAACAAAACAAAGAGGUUGGAACAUUU